This is a messenger RNA of Cyprinus carpio (common carp), 1903 nucleotides long. Its product is annotated as relaxin family peptide receptor 3.3a2. Gene Ontology annotation, molecular function: G protein-coupled receptor activity. Gene Ontology annotation, biological process: immune response; G protein-coupled receptor signaling pathway. NCBI's taxonomy places the organism in Eukaryota, Metazoa, Chordata, Actinopteri, Cypriniformes, Cyprinidae. The record is from RefSeq and is a predicted model, not a curated record. Gene Ontology annotation, cellular component: membrane.
UUAGCCUUUAUUUUUCGAUCUUAUGUAUUUCAUCUUAUGUUAUUUCGUCAUCCUCCCAUAAAUUUGUUCAGAUGCGUUUUAGCGUUACAUUACGUCAAGAGUACGGCUGUAAGUCAGUCAUCGGCGUUAUCCAGUGCGCGCGCUUCACAGGCGGGUGCUCCCCGCGCUCUUCUGCAUAAAACGCUGACUGCCAGGUGCAUUGCGUGUUCAAAACACAUCAGUUAUAUCUAUGGAAGCCCACUGCUAUCUAAAACCGCUUAUGUUCUGUGUGAAACAAAGUAAGACUAACUGAUAUGCGAUCAGUAGACAGCCUUGUCCACCAGGCACCUGUUGGAGAGUUUCUUUCAGAAAUAAUGGGAGGCAUUCUCAACCAAAGCGGAUGGGGAACUUUGAACAGAAGUUUAACGGAUCAGCAUAAAUUCAGCAGUCUGGAAGACAUCGAUGUGACUGCUGACGGCAGCCUUGUCCUGCGGAUUAUCAUCUCGGUGGUUUAUUCCGCGGUGUGCGCCGUGGGUUUGGUCGGAAACCUUUUGGUGUUUUUCCUUAUGAAGAUUAGACAAGGUCGGAAAAAAUCCAUCAUUAAUUUCUAUGUCAUCAAUUUAGCUGUCACCGACUUUCAGUUUGUUCUGACCUUGCCUUUCUGGGCAGUAGAUACGGCGUUGGAUUUCAGCUGGCCGUUUGGUAACGCCAUGUGCAAGAUCAUUUUAUCAGUCACUGUGAUGAACAUGUACGCCAGCGUCUUUUUCCUCACCGCGAUGAGCAUUACGCGCUACUGGUCUGUCGCAUCUGCUUUAAAGAUCCCUUCUCGAAAGAAGUCCGUGUCUGUGAAGUGGAUCUGUGCUGUAUUGUGGAUCCUGGCGACUGUGGCAACAGCUCCAACUUCCAUUUUCUCCACCGUGACAGUUGUGGCAGGUGAAAAACUCUGCCUCCUCAAGUUUCCAGAUGGACAGGAUUGGCUCGCUCUGUAUCACCUUCAGAAAAUUGUCAUUGCGUUUAUCUUGCCCAUGUUUAUUCUCUCAGUAUUUUAUCUAUUACUUUUGAGGUUUAUCAGAAAGAGGGGCAUUAAUACCCGCCAAAGAAGACGAUCUAAAGUAGCAAAGUCUGUAACGGUGGUGGUCCUCUCUUUCUUCAUUUGCUGGAUGCCAAACCAUGCGAUCACCCUUUGGGGCGUGCUGGUGAAAUUGAACGCGGUGCACUGGGACAAAACAUACUACAUGGUGCACACUUAUGUUUUCCCCGUGACUGUUUGUCUUGCUCAUACCAAUAGUUGUUUAAACCCAGUUUUGUAUUGUUUAAUGCGAAGGGAAUUUAGGAAAUUGUUACAUGGUUUCUUUUGGCGCAUAUCCUCGCCUGUUAUCUCGAACGCUGGAAAACUACAUGGAUACAGUGGAGGCAGCAAGCAAAACCUGGAUGACGCACAUACUGGAAUUCAUUUGAACGUGAUUGACGCACAACGCUGCCAAGAAUCCGGUCAACUGACCUUAAACUGACAACAGUCAUAGGACUUCAGACAGGUUCAAGUCAGCAAACGAAACAGUGGACUGUUCUUUUAUUUCUGAUAAAUCAAAGGGUUAUUAUGAUCUAAAGAUCAGCGAAUGACUGUGGUUGCUGUCUGUGACUUUUUAAAGGUGUUGUAUUCGUUGACCUACAAACAUACCAAGUUAAACCUAAUGUCUAUUUAUAUUGUACAUUUUGUCACUUUUUGUGUGAUAGAGAAUUCACAAAGUAUAUGUAAAUUUGGAUUUAAAAAUACACUAAAAUGUGAAGAUAUUAUGAGGACUGGAACAAUGCUUGCAGAACUGUAUUUAUAUAUAUAUAUAUUGUACAUGAUUCAUAGUAAUUUAUUACAAUUAAUUGUAUAAUAUUACAUUUAUUUCAAUAUAGUUUUUAAAGUCAUACUUAA